UGCUUAAGCUUGCCGUUAAUAUUCAAUCACAAAUAUAUAUAUAUUUUAAUAUUUAAAGGAAGUUUUAUAAUGGAUCAGCUAAUGGAAAAAUACGAAGCCUUGGACCAGCACAAGAGAGAGCCGGCCAACCGAGAACUCACGUGCAGUGUGCACUUUGUCAACACAAAGUUCGGACCGGGAACCUCAUCCGAAGAUGAACUGGGAUCGGUAACAUGCCUAGUCUCAAAAGCUGAAGAUUUGGAGAUCGAGCGUAUUUUUAAGCGUCAAUCUGCGGAUUUGGCGACAAAUCGAUCGCUCUUUGAGUUCGGACAUAACUUUGAAGAUGUGCGCGAUUGGACGAGCAUCGAACAGCCUCUCAAGGUUUCCUUAAAAGCCGUCUUGCGCUAUAUGGUGGAAAACCAUUUGAAGACCACCGUCCAAAUAGAGAUCAAUAAAAUGUAUUUCAAUUGCCAUGUCAUUGUGCUGCAGGCCUACUCCAAGUUCUUUAUGGAGCUUGAGCCGAUUCCGCUCGUUGUGACACUGCCGGAGGAGAAGGUAUCGCAAAAGGCCUUUAUGCUCAUCUACAAAUGGAUGCUCAGCGAUGAACCCACCCUGGAGCGCAACAACAUUGUCGCCGUAUUUGUGGCCGCAACUUAUUUGAGAAUUAAAGCUUUGCUGUUGGGCUGCUGGACGUAUUUUGAUGAUGUAAACUGUUUUAAUGAGGCCACCGCCUGCAUCAUGUAUGUUGAAUCGAAAAACAAUCCGGCAUUGGACAUUGUUCGCAACUUGAUGCUGACGCGCAUACAAAAGUUUCUUCUCACAUUUGUGGCAACUCGAGAUUUUCUGGAAGUGCCGCUGAAGCAUCUUGUCUAUCUUCUCAGUUCGGAUGAAAUCUGUGUGAACACGGAAGUGGAGAUACUCUUUAUUGCUGUGCGUUGGCUGGGACACGAUUGGCAGUGCCGGAAAUCAAAUGUGCCCAGCUUGAUUGGUUGCAUACGGUUCCAUUCGAUGCCGCUGUGGUAUUUGCUGUGCGUGCGACGUGUGGAGACUCAUAAGCUGGUCAGGGAGCUACUCGGUUUGCCCAAUGUUGAUGCUAUAAUCAAUGAAGCCAUUUCAAAGAUAACUUCCAAAAUGUACGAGCAAAAAAUUGAGGGAAUUUCAGACCAUGGCAAUAUUAUAAAGAAUUUACAAUCACGUCGAUGGAUAGUGGAUGAUGCGUGUCCCUAUUAUCAUCAUAUUGGUUGUCCACAUACGCGCGAUAUAAAUUUCAGACAAUUUGAGUCUUAUUUAACAGCUUUGCAGCAACAGCCAUGUGAUUAUUGGGCCAAAAUAGAUCUGCUCGAUUUGAAUAAUCCAAGAAAGUGUGGCUGCAUGCAAUAACGG
Molecule: messenger RNA, 1362 nt
Organism: Drosophila montana
Lineage: Eukaryota; Metazoa; Arthropoda; Insecta; Diptera; Drosophilidae
Product: kelch-like protein 40b
Exons: 3
Coding region: 70-1359 (429 amino acids)
Molecular function (GO): protein binding
Source: RefSeq, a predicted model, not a curated record